GGGGGCGGGGCCGAGAGACUGGCAGUAUGGCGGUGGCCACGGGAGAGUGGAGUAGUGCCGUUCCUCCGCUCUCACUGCUCAGAACGCUCCACAGCGUCGGCAGUGGUGGUGGUGCUGCGGGACGGGCUGUGACUUAGCUUCAUGCCUCGAUCCCUGCCAGUGGCAUAACACGGGCUCAGCAAAGAAGAUGCACGUGUCCUGUUGGACACCGGGAGCCGAAGUGUAAAUUUUAGAAAUAUACAACAAAAAAAGUGCAAAAUCAGGUCGAACCAGACCAUAAAGUUGUUCUGCGAGUGACUCGCAUGUAUCAACGCUGAAAAAAAUAUAUAUAAAAUAAAAUAAAAAAUCAAUAAAUAUAUAAAUCUCUUGAAAGCGGCGCGUGUGUUAAGUACAUCUUGUUAUCAGAGUUAAGUGAGCGAGGAAAGAAUUAAGAAACUGUGAACACACCUUGAGCCACAUCGAACUGUUGAUGAUUCGCUGUGGUCAGGUGUCAGUGUCGUAUGUGCAUUAGCACUGCACCCGGGAGUACAUGAAGCUGGCGCCGCACUGAUCUGUGCUCCUACAAGCGACCGAAACUCUUCACCACCACCUGGUUCACCGUCCACAAUUCCAGUGCCUGGUGAGGUGACGCUCGUAAAGCCAUAUGGGAAUUUGCUUCAUCGUGGCAGGCCGCACAAGUCAGCUUGAAUGCAAGAAAGACUGAGCAGCGGUAAAGUGCCACCCAGAACACAAGGCCCCACCACCAGGAUGCGGGUGACGGGCGUGGUGGGCGGCCUGUGGGGUGGAGGAGGCGGGGAGGAGGAGGUGGACGUGGAGGCACAGUUCCCUGCCCUCACACCUGGCACUCAGCAUGCAGCACAGCCUCGUUCAGGAGAGACAGAGAAUGGAGGGGAAGGUAGUGGAUCAGACUCCCAGAGUGAGAGUGGGAUCAGCAGCAGUGGUGGCAGCAGCACCAGCAUCACUGCUCAAAAACGAAAGAAAUCAAGCAUAGUUGGGUCAUCAGGUCCCCCCCGGCGGGGGAAGAAGAGACGGUCAGGCGUGUCAGCUCGAGAAAGAAAUUUGAGAAGACUAGAGAGUAAUGAGCGAGAGAGAAUGAGGAUGCAUUCGCUUAAUAAAGCCUUUCAGGAGCUGCGGGAAGUCAUCCCACACGUCAAAAUGGACCGGCGGCUCAGUAAGAUAGAGACUCUAACACUGGCCAAGCACUACAUCAUGGCGCUUACCAACACUGUUUGUGAUAUGAGAGGAGACGAAAAGCCAUACAAAUUUUUAGAAGCAUUUGUCAAUCAGGAAGGACAUCCUGAUGAUGAUGAGGAGGAGGAAGAAGAAGAGGAAGAGGAAGAGGAGGAAGAGAUGGAAGAAAUAAACAAUAAUGGUCUUACACAAGUCCUAUAAUUGUUAGUUUCAUCCAGAAAAUUUGGUAAGAGGGGCCAAGUAUUAACUAAAAUUCCAUUAAGUUAAAUUUUUGCUCUAGAAACACAAAAUACGUAUGCAUUGUCAGGUGACUGUAUUGAGGUGUUGUAGGUCUGUCUGUAUAGUAGAGCUGUGAUCACACAGCAGUUUCAAGUGCUCACACAUGUUGCUUUGAUUUUACUCUCCAGUCUCUUGUUGAAGCCUUUUUUCUCCACCAGAAACCUUUGUUAUUUGCUGUAUUUCUUUGAAAAUAUGCUUAGUCAUUAUUUCUAAUUUAUUUGAUAUCUAUAGUAUUUUGCUUAUAAGUUUCUUUAUUUUUUUAUGUAUUUCAAGUUUUUGAAAUGUUUGAUAUGGACUUAAUGUUUUUCUGUGGAAUAAGUAACUUGCAGUAACAACCAAAAGUCUAACUACAACAAAUAUCUGAGUGUCUUUGCUUUAUCAUUAUAAAAUAAUCUUGCUUUAAAUAAUCAUCAAAAUGAAGCUAGACUUCUGUAAUAAGUUUCAUUUUGCAGGAUUGCCAUUUCCUUUUCUCUAGAAAAGAGCCAUAUGAGAUUUUGCUGUAUAUAUAUAUAUAUAUAUAUAUAUAUAUAUAUAUAUAUAUAUAUAUAUAUAUAUAUAUAUAUAUAUAUAUAUAUAUAUAUAUUCAUAAGUGUAGUAAAUUCAAAUGUUACAGAGUUCUGCCAUCUCUUUGUAAUAAUCUAAGCAAGAAUAUAGAUGAUUACAUCAUCUUAACUUAAAAGCCAUAGCUUGACAAAACUUUUUAGAAGUAGUAUAUCCAGAAUAUGUAGCAAACAUAUCUGAUGAGAAUUACCUAUUAUGAAAAUUCCAUGGUACAUUUUUUUUUCUUUUUUUUUACAGUAGAGUAUUAAAGUGUGUAUUAAUUUACUGUUAUUGCUAGUGCAAUAAAAGCAACCUAAAGAUGUGUUCAUCAGAAAGUAAGGUUUGAUGAAACAAAUUGUUGUAGUUAGAAGAUAUUUUCAAUAUUUUCAAUUCAGAAGGAAUAAAUUCACCAUUAAGCUGCAUGCAUGCACAAUGAUCUUGUUAGUAUGUAAUAACAAUGUGUUAAUGUGUUCAUCUGCACUGGGAAUCAAAAUGUUAUACAAACCACAGAUUUUGAUGUUUUUAUAUAUAAAUUGUGGCAGAGAAUGAGAUUCAAACACUUUUUAUUGGGGGGAGGGAGGAAGAGGAGCUCAGCUAAACAAACAAGCAAGCACACACACACUUAAAAUACAGGAAGAUCUUUGCUAAUCUUCAUGGAGUCAAGUCCAUCAUUUACAAACUUCACAAUACUUUUGACGUUCUCAUUUGCUGAGCCAGGAUUAACAAUAGAAACUUUAUGAUUCACACUAGAAGAAAAUUCCAUGGAAGAUUUCUUAGUGGUAAUAGAAUCUUCAGUAGUAUAUGACAGUAUAUGAUUUUAAAGAUAUGAUAAUUCAUAUAUAAUCUUGCAAGCAUUCUAGUUCCUUAGAAAUUCAUAAUGCUGGUGCAUUCUAUCUAUCUGUGCAAGGCUUACUCCAGGAUGUAGUCAGAACUUGUUUGAUUUUAAAUCUGACAACUUUAAUUUAAAAAUUUCAUUUGGGAGCUGUGAUAGUAUUGUCCUCAGUCUGAAGUGAAACUCUCCCUUGUCGGUUCAUUCUUUCUAUGGACUUUUGUCCCAAAAAUUUCCUUCUUGUUGAUGUUUUGAAGAUUUACCAUUUUGAUGUGUUGUAUACAGUCCAUGUGAGUUUCCCUGACUAGUACACCUUAAGGCUCCUCAUAAAGUUUUCAUUGUUAUUUAUAAUUCCUUUCACUUCUGCACAAAUCUUGCAUCCCUUAGUCUUUUUCAUGAAAAAGUCAGUUUCACAAGUUUUGCUUUGAGAAGCUAUAACAAUUGAAAAUCCUCUUGGCUUGGUUGGUCUUGUUAUUCUGUUCUGGGCAAUAUAAAUUCAUAUGCAUAUUUAACAUAUUCCCUUGGCAAAGAAUGAGUGUUCUGCCAUAAGAAAUUUCAUUACGGUAAUUAAUUUGUGAAUGUUUUAUGUUAUGACAAUCACUUAUUAUAAUUUUUCCAUAUGAAUGACAGAGUCACUUAUUAUAUUUUUUCCAUAUGAAUCAAACUAUUGUAUCAUCUACAGCAAUUUUUUAUUUAUUUAUUCUUUUUUAUUUUAGUUAAAAGAUUUUGAAUUUUUUUUUUUUUUUUUUUUUUUUUUUUUUUUUUUUUUUUUGUAGGGACGCAAAACAGUGCAAUCUCUUAAUGUAAUAAAUAAAAUAUUUUAAGGAAGUCCUCACUAAAAGUCCUGUUCGCUUUGUGCUCUGAAGAAGAUUUGCAAUUAUGAAAUUAUUUCAGGAUUUAAAUCUACUUUAUAGGACCAUAUUCUACGUCUUGGCAUACCACAAAUCUGUUGAAAAGUUACCGUAGCCAUGUAAUAGAUUAAUUACUUUACAUUAGAAAGGCUCAUUAUGCUGCUGUAGUUUGCUGCUAUUAGUUUUUUUUUCCAAAGAUAUUAAAAACCACUGUGUUAAGUUUGUUGCAAAUAAGAAACUUGGAUGUUAUAAUCAAGAAGUAAGGAGAGGAAGCAAUGAUAUGGAACUUUGCAUCAACACAAUUAACCUUCAAAUUGAAGAAAUUUCUGAUGGUUAACAAAUUGGUAGAAAUAAUGACUAUGAUGUUUCAGCCUUCUUUUUUUAUGUGAAUACCCUAAAAAAUACUCACAGGUGUUAAAAUAACAAAAUUUUAAACAUUUGUUUACUUUUUCUUUUAUUGAGAAUUUCAGAAUUAAAAGCCUGAUUAAAACAGCUCCUGGUCUCAUGACCAAUGCCAUAUUAAGAAUAUACUUACAUAAAACUGGCAUAUGUAUACAUGAAUAUUUCAAAUGUACAUGUGUCAACCUCAGCAGUCAAAUACAAUUAUCAAAAUUGCAAGUUAUUGUCAAUGCAAACUUAUUAGUUGAAUAAUAGAUAUGGAUAUUUAUUGUUUCAUAUAAGUAUGAAAUAAAUAUAUAUAUAUAUAUAUAUAUAUAUAUAUAUAUAUAUAUAUAUAUAUAUAUAUAUAUAUAUAUAUAUAUAUAUAGGGUUGAAAAGAUUGCCUUUUCAAAUAAUGAAUGAAAUGCAAUUAUAUAUGCUCACACAAGCAUAAGGUGUGUGCAUGUAUUGAGUGUGUCAGACCAAAAGUAUUGGACGUAUAGUGGGGAAUGUGCUGUUGAUGGCAAACAGUGCUCCUGCCUUGGUGCUGGAUAGGUCAAGAAGUGUGAAAAGACAAGGUUCUUUGUAUGAACUUUGUGCGAAAUGACUGUUACUUGGCAUUCCUUCAACUGAAUGGAAUCAUUGCUAGUAGUCUUUUCGAUGUAUUGAAAUUAAUCCUAUAAUAUAUGAAAAGACAUUGCAGUAUAGUGAUGUUGAUUUGAGAGUUGUGGAAUAUCAAUGAUUUUGUUCUAGAAGUAGAAUUGUUGUACAUUAUAGUCAUUAAGUAUCAUAUAUGAAUGCUAAUUGGUAGCUACUGCAAGUUUCAUGAGCACUUACUUUAUCAUUAUCAUAUUCAUCACAUCACCAAAUAUGAACUUUUAAAAAAUCUAUAUUAAUCCUCAUUAUCAUAUCAUUACUAAUAUUUGUGAUUCAUAUAAGAAAAAGGCCUUCCAUUUUCAUUUUCAGUAUAUAUGCUAGUACAUCUGUACAUUAGAAAGUUUUGUAAGUACCUUAAGUGUCUUUUGCUGUGGCUAAUUCACUUCCAUCUGAAAAAAAUAUUUCACAUGUGGUGCACUACUUUGUGGUAGUAAUAAUUGUUGAGAUUUUUGUUAAUGGAGCUGUGAACUAGAUUACACACACACACACACACACACACACACACACACACACACACACACACACACACACACACACACACACACACACACACAC
Molecule: messenger RNA, 5280 nt
Organism: Portunus trituberculatus (swimming crab)
Lineage: Eukaryota; Metazoa; Arthropoda; Malacostraca; Decapoda; Portunidae
Product: class A basic helix-loop-helix protein 15-like
Exons: 5
Coding region: 688-1392 (234 amino acids)
Molecular function (GO): protein dimerization activity
Source: RefSeq, a predicted model, not a curated record